AUGCCUCCCAAGCCAGGCAUAGGUCAGAAGGCGCUGAUCACAGAGCGGUUGGGUGCUUUCUGGGAGGGGAGGUGGCGGGAGCUGUUCGACUUUGCCAUGGCGGCAGCGCGGCCAGCAAUUCGCCCACUUUCCUACACUCGCUCUGUCCAUGACCCGGAUGCCAUCCGCCUGUCACGGUGCCGAUCUCGGUGCAAAGUGGGGGAGUGGAGCCGAGGAUUGGCCUGCCUUACAGCAGGGGAGUUGGCUCGACCGUCUGAGGUCAUGGUGCAGUCGCUGCGAGAGAAGCACCCGGCUAGCGCAGGCGAGGUACCACAGUGGGUCCGCAAUUUCACCAUCGAUACCGCUCAGCGGCCUUCACUCACGACCGACAUCCUGGCCAGAGCUAUCCAUACAGCCGCUCGAGCCUCAGCAGCAGGGCCAUCAGGGUGGGUCACAGAGCAUCUGCGCGACACCUUCCUCACUGAACCUACCUGCCUCUCCCACCUGUUGGAAGUGUUCAACCAAUGGGUGGCGGGACAGGUCCCCGAGCGGGCUCGGCCGUGGCUCGCCGCAUCCAACCUAGUCGGGCUUUCCAAGCCUAACGGCGACGUCCGGCCGGUGGCGAUCGGGGAGGUGCUUCCUCGUAUCCUUGCUCGAGCUCUCUGCAUCUCGCUCCGCCCUGCGAUGGUUUCCUACUUCCUGCCGUGCAACCAGCUGGGAGCGGGCACCAGGCAGCAGGUGAUGGAGCCGGUUACUAGGGAGUUCAAGGACCUACUUUUCCUCAGCUAUGCAGACGAUACCUAUAUUUUGGGGCCAGCGGCUAGGAUUCUAGAGGCUUUUGGGGUGCUGCGGGAGCGGUUGGAGUGGGUAGGGCUGGAGGUGCAGGCGCACAAGUGCCGGUUUUGGGAGCGCGAGGGCAAGGAGGUGGAGCGGGCACUGCCAUUGGGGAUGCAGCAGGUGGAUGAGGGUCUUAUUUUGGUGGGCGUGCCUAUUGGAGAGGAGGUUUGGGAGAUGGCUUCACACCUCCUCGCCAUUGCAGUUUCAGCGCGGCCGAUGUACCUCGCCCGGACUAUGCCGCCGCGUCCGGAGGUGGUUGAGGCUUUUAGGGAUUGGGACAGCUGUUUAGAGGAUUGCUUUGAGCAGCUUUUCCCACCUGGCACUUGGGAGCAGGACCCCGACCGGUCUAGGCGCGCACGCAUGCAGCUGCAUCUCCCUGUGCGUCUCGGUGGGUUCGGGAUCCGGGCGGCGGCCUCUUUGAGCCCACUGUCCUAUGUUUGCGGGUGGGCGCAGGCCGCGCGGGACAUUGCACAGUUAGGGGUGGCGGGUGAGGAGGCGAUGUUUGCUGAGUACCUCACCACUUCGAUAGGGGCAGAGUUUCUUGACCCGUGGUUUGUCAAGGCUCUCGAGCAGCUGCCAGCGACUAUCCGCCACGAGAUACCGGGCUUACCUCUGUGUGUAGCGGCCCCUCCUGUUCGGCUUUUCCAGGCGCGUCAACGGCAGUUAGCUGUAGAGGAGCUCCACCCACUGCGCCGCUUGGCUCGUGACGAUGCUACCUUGGCCCGUUUCACAUCCCUUCAGGGCCCGGGGGCAGGUGCAUGGGUUUCGGCGGUUCCGGCUCACUCAGAUCUCACAUUCACUGCGGCUGAGUGGGGCAUUGCUGCUGCUAUACGGCUCGGCCUCCCAACUCAGCAGCUGCAGGUGGCGGGGAGGUGUGUUUGUCGCACAGCGUAUGUUGACCCAGCAGACCCGCACCAUGCCCUGAGAUGCAGGCACCAGCAUGGUCCUUCUCGGGUGCAUGAUGAGGUGAAGUUUGCGGUGGCGAAGAUCUCUAAGGCGUCGGGGGGGGUGGUGACAUUGGAGGAUAGUGUGGUGCUGCAAGGGAAGCGGGUUGAUGUGGCGAUGCGACGUCCAAUGGCUGGAGAGGCUCACGCCCUAGAGAUCAGCGUCGCGGACCCGCUAUCGCUGUCUCCAUCACUGCUGGGACAGUGCGGGCGUCAAAUAGGUGUGGCGGCAAGGGAAUGGGAGCGUCGCAAAACGAGUGAUUACGCGCCUCUGCUUGCACGCAACCGGGGCGUGCAGUUCACCCCUUUGAUAGUUGAGACGUGGGGGUGUCUCGGCGGUCGUUUUCAGCGGUGGCUUCGUCAGCAGGGGGAUGCGCACGUGGGGCUAGCUGUGUCGCGGGGGGCUUGUCGAGAGGACGACUCUGUGUUUUCGGCUUAUCUUUUAGGGUCACUGAAGGCGCUCAUCGGGGUGGCGUUACAACGUGCGCAAGCCCGUGUCAUCCUGCUUCAAGCGGCGUCUUCCAUGGGGGGGAUUAACGUAGAUUUGGCGGAUCGGGAGAGGGACGAUGUCGAUGUGGAAGGCAAGGCUCUCUGGGUGGAGGCCCCGUACAUGGUCGAUACGUUGAUGUGA
Molecule: messenger RNA, 2391 nt
Organism: Closterium sp. NIES-65
Lineage: Eukaryota; Viridiplantae; Streptophyta; Zygnematophyceae; Desmidiales; Closteriaceae
Source: the annotation of a GenBank genome assembly